Letharia columbiana is the source of this 1434-nucleotide messenger RNA. RefSeq lists its product as uncharacterized. The coding region runs from base 1 to 1434 and encodes 477 amino acids. The transcript is spliced from 2 exons. The record is from RefSeq and is a predicted model, not a curated record. Gene Ontology annotation, biological process: lipid droplet organization; lipid storage. Gene Ontology annotation, cellular component: endoplasmic reticulum membrane. Lineage: Eukaryota; Fungi; Ascomycota; Lecanoromycetes; Lecanorales; Parmeliaceae.
AUGACAGGUUUGCUGAUGACCGGAAGCUCGAGGCCUCCCGAGCGACGUCACAAUCCCCAAAAAAAAUACGCGAGCGCCAAACGCGCCUCUCCAACACCAGCCAGAACAACGACAUCCAUGCCUUGGAAGUCGAUGGAGGAUCCAAAGCCAAGAGGGCGCUCCGGCCUCAUCGCCAGAGCUGUCGAUACAGCCCUCCUCCCCGUCCACGCCGCCGCCUCCAAGCCCGCCCAGCGAGCCUACCUCGGCACCUUCCUCUUCGCCGCGACGAGCAUCCUGCUCUUCUGCGUCUCGAGCGUAGCUUACACGCUGUUUUACUACAACUAUGUGCCGCAGAAUAGCGUGGAGCGGGUGGUGCAUUUGCAGUUCGGGUGCGUUUGUCUCCGUGGUGUUUCUUGGGCGGAGGUGCUUGUUGAUACAGAUGCUAAUACCGAUACUGUGGAGUGUAGGGAUGGUCAUCCCCACGGCACAGCCCACCUCUCUACAUCCCUGACAUCGCUCCAACCCUACGACAUAACCCUCAGCCUCCACCUGCCCCGGACCCCCUCGAACCUCGCCGCCGGAAACUUCAUGCUCGACCUCUCCCUCCUCGGCCCUUCUACGACCGGCACUCCCUCCUCGAUCCUCCCUUCCUCCCUCUCCUCCACCACCAAUACGACCACCACGAUCGCCCGCUCCCGCCGCCCCGCAAUCCUAACCUACACCUCUGCAGUCGUCGAGACUGCAAACACCCUCAGCGGACUACCAUGGUAUAUCCUGGGCUGGAAGUCCGAGAGCGAAGUGCUCUCGGUCAGUAUGUUCGAAGGCGUCGAAUUCGCAAAAGGUUGGGCGAAUGUGCCGCAGAGCGUGCGCGUGGUGGUGGAGGCGGAUGAGAAGAUGCAAUUCUAUGAAGUGGGGGUGCGAAUCAUUGCGAAGUUGGGCGGGUUGAGAUGGGUACUGUACCACCAUCGUGUCCUAUCGUUUCUAUUCUUCACCACAGCGUUUUGGAGCAGUUCGAUGAUCUCGAUGGCGCUGGCGUGGUUUGCUAUUUCGACGUAUCUUGGGUCGCCGACGACUGUAAAGACGGAGCCGGAGACCAACGGCACCAUUUUCAAGCGAGAGCGCUCAGACUCGGACGCAUUUGAUCCGACGUCAAUGGAGGAUCUUUCCGACACGUCAAGGACGUUCCCUACGCUUGGCCGACAGAUCCCAUUGCAUUUCACUGGACGCAAGGACGUCAAGAAGGAAGAGGAGAUCAAGAGGGAGGAAGACGAAGUCUUGAGAUCAACGGCAGUCCAGCCAUUAGCUGCUGAAGCAGACGAUGAAGACGACGACAUGUCGCAGGAGACAAGCGGUUUCAGAGACUCGGGAAUUGGGACCGGUCUUGAUGAUGAAAGGUUGGCAAGUGUUCAGCGACGGCGUAGAGCAUUGAUGAAUGGAAAGGACAGUGGAGCUUGA